GCUUUCGUGCGGUACACUGCGAUUCCAUUGCCACCAUUUUCGUGGCGUAGCCAGGAAGGUAAGAUGGGGUGCUGAGUCGAGAUGACUUCUUCUGCCGACAAUCUUCUUAGAGGAUCGCUCCUUAAUUUCAAACAAGAGUGGUCUGUGUAUAUAUAACGCUGAAUUGGGUUUGAAUUCUGGUGGUGUGAUGAACUCGACUAUGCAAUACAUGGACAAGCAGAUAAUGGAUCUAUCCAGUGCGGAGAGCCAUGCGGUUAAGGGCAGAGACGAUAGAAGCAGCGACGACUUCACUGAUUUCGUGAAUAGUUUGCCGGAGAAGAAAGGGGGUUUGCUUCCGAGCUACGACCUUAUGCCUAUUCAACCAGCUGUUACAUUUACGUUUCCGCAGCCUGAUCGUUCCCCUAAUUUCGAUUCCGUCGGCGAUGGUGCGCUCUACAGGACUUGGAAUUCUAUGGAUCCCAAGACCAACGCCUCUCCACUCAGAAAAUAUGGUUCUGUUGAUGCAGACAAACAUUCCAAAUUCAUUUCGGGGAUGAAUGAAAAUCCCAAGUUAGACAUUUCUUUGGCCUCAGAGAUUGAUCAGAUAAUGAAGAAACAUGUGGAUAAUCUGGUGCAUGCUUUGGACGGCGUGAGCACACGACUAUCACAGUUGGAAACAAGGAGCUGCAACGUUGAGAGUUCGGUAGAUGAUCUGAAGGUGUCUGUCGGCAGCAACCGUGGAGACACUGAUGGAAAAAUAAGAUUUCUGGAAAAUAUGCUUCGAGAGGUGCAAUCCGAUGUUCUGUUUAUCAAAGAUAAGCAAGAGAUAUUAGAAGCUCGACUACAAAUCACUAAACUUGGGGCUCCAAGAGUAGAACAAGAAUCUGAAAGCAAGAAGAUUGCAGCCAGCCAUUCUACCAAGACAGGAACAACUUUCUCCAAUGUAUCUCCACCACAGCCAACCCCAAUUUCAUAUAAUCUGCCUCAACCACCUACCCCGCAGAACCCGCAACCUCGUCUCCCCAAUCAGUUACCUCAGCAACCCGAUUCUUACAACCCCUCACCUAACCAGACCCCAGAAACCCCAAUCCCAUCGUACCAAAUGCCUCCACCACACCCCCAAUAUCAGUCACACCCGUCGCCCAUAUCUUUUAACCCGACCCUUCCUCAGCCAAAAUUAUCUCAUCCACCCGAAGAAACAUCCCAUAUACUUUCUCAAACGUACACUCCCAGCCCUCACCUAUUGCCCCCUCAACCCCAGCAGUACUACCGACCAAACCACAAUAUGCAUGAGCCUCCCGGCCUAGCUUAUUCAGCUUCCUUCGGUCCAUCGUCAGGUCAUGGCGAGCCGUAUCCUUACAGCAACACUCCAGGACAACACAGUAAGCCACAGCAGCAGAGCGGUGGAACUGAUUAUCAUCAACGGCUACCAACUGCUCAAAUAUUACCUCAGGCCUUGCCGACAGCCUCCCCAGUAAGUGCGUCGGCAGGAUCAGGUGGCUCUGGGAACAGGAACCCUGUCGAUGACAUUGUCGACAGGGUUACAAACAUGGGAUUCCGGAGAGAUCAAGUGCGAGCAACAGUACAAAAGCUAACCGAAAGUGGCCAGGCCGCAGAUUUGAAUGCUGUCCUCGACAAGCUGAUGACUAACGGCGACGGCGAAGCUCGUCGAGGAUGGUUUGGCCAGUAAUGGAAAUGAAGGUUCUUCUGCUUCAUGUUUCAAGCUACCAUUUGAAAGCUUCAUUUGUGUAUUGAUCUUGUUCUUUCCAUUUUAAGUAUAUAUAACUUGUCGAUAUACUUUCAUCUGUUUUACUAAUAAAAAGAUUGUUCUUUAAAAACAACAUAGACUAUGUUCCACAGUACAUGUUUAAAUUUCACUGUCUUACCUAUUCAUUCCUUGUACACAUAAAAAGCCAUAUUUUGUCUGUAAUUUAUGUUAUGGUUAUUUAGAGAAGUU
Molecule: messenger RNA, 1936 nt
Organism: Andrographis paniculata
Lineage: Eukaryota; Viridiplantae; Streptophyta; Magnoliopsida; Lamiales; Acanthaceae
Exons: 3
Coding region: 188-1669 (493 amino acids)
Source: RefSeq, a predicted model, not a curated record